UUGGAUUGCUGCAACAGGUGUGUGUAUCUACAGUAUAUAAACCUGCCUGAAACAUGAAGCAGGUUGCUCCAACCUGGAUAAAGAGUAGCUAGCUGGAAAAGCUGGCGCUGCACUGUCAGAAUGCCUCCACAGUCAGGCACUGUUCUAGGGGGAAAGGAACCUUGCUUAGACGCUCCACAGCUUUUCACCUGGGAGGAGAUAGGACUCCGCUCGGGCAAAGGGAACUCCAAGGAAGAGAGGUGGCUGGUCAUCAACCGGAAAGUCUACGAUGUCAGCAAGUUCUAUUGGCGGCACCCUGGAGGAAGGCGCGUCAUCAGCCACUAUUCCGGACAAGAUGCCACGGAUGCCUUCACCGCUUUCCACAAGGAUGAGGACCUAGUAAAGAAACACCUGAGCUCACUGCUAAUUGGGGAGCUGGCACCUGAUCAACCCAGCUGUGAACCCACCAAAAAAGAUAUGCUGAUACAAGACUUUCGUGAGCUGCACAGCACAGUGAAGAGAUCUGGACUCCUGAAGGCCAGUUACCCCUUCUUCACCUUCAUGUUUCUGCAUGCUUUCCUGAUAGAUAUUGCAUCCUGGCUCGUCAUCUGGUACUUUGGAAAAACCUGGACCCCUUUCCUUAUUGGUGUAGCAUUGUUCACCAUUGCACAGAUCCAGUAUGGCUUUCUUCAGCAUGAUCUUGGGCAUGUUUCCGUCUUUCAAAAGCCCAAGUGGAAUAGACUGGCUCACCACAUUGUGGCAGGAGUCCUUAAAGGAGGGCCCCCCAGCUGGUGGAACCAUAUGCAUAACCAGCAUCAUGCCAAACCCAACUGCUUCCGCAAGGACCCAGAUCUCAACAUGCAUCCACUCCUGUUCAGCCUGGGGAAGCCGCUCUCUGAGGAGCUUGGGAAGAAGAAGAAGAAAUACAUGCCUUACCAGCACCAGCACAAAUACUUCGCCCUCUUAGCCCCGAUGACUUUCGUUAUAUUUGUGCAGCUGAUUAUAAUACGCUUUGCAAUUCAGAGGAAAAAAUGGAUGGAGUUUGCUUUCAUUGUGUUCUACAAUAUCCGCGUUUGUCUCAUGUUUGUUCCUUUAAUGGGAUUUAAGAGCUUCAUGGCGUUCUACUGGCUGGCCAGGUUCCUAGAGAGCACUUGGUUUCUCUGGGUCUCACAGAUGAACCACAUUCCCAUGACUAUCGAUUAUGAUAAGAAUUUGGACUGGGUGUCUGCUCAGCUCGCAGCGACGUGUGAUGUGGAUCAAUCCCUGUUCAAUGACUGGUACACAGGACACCUAAACUUCCAGAUUGAGCAUCACCUUUUCCCAACGAUGCCUCGUCACAAUUAUUGGAAGGUGGCUCCUCUGGUGAAAUCCCUGUGUGCUAAGCAUGGCGUUAAGUACCAAUGCAAGCCCUUGCUCACGGCUUUUGCAGAUAUAUUGCACACGCUGAAGGAGUCUGGGGAACACUGGCUGGAUGCUUAUAUCCACGCGUAAGGGGAGAGAGGACUUUGGGGACGAAUUGCCUCGUGCUGAACUGUGAUCUCCUGUGCUUCCUCUUCCCUGCCGCACACACCUUGAGCUGAACUCUGAAGCUUUAGGAAUUUGAGGUGGGGCUGGAGUUGAGCGAGAGAGAGAAAGGUGGCUUCUCUGCUGUCUUGCCCCUUUCUGUUUGUGGGGGGAUGAAAAAAGGAAAAAAGAGCCUUCAUUCUGCUUUGAGACAUUAUGAAGAGACACGGAAAGGGAAACAGUGCUUUGCUUUCUCUGUAUUUCCACCUGCAACAACAGUUUCAAAGGUAUAGGAGGACAUGCAGCCUGCCAACCAUUCUGAGUCCGUACACCCUGAUCGUUUCCUUUAGUAGACUUUGCAUAGUCCUUUAAUUGUCUCAGGCUCCUGACUCUGGGGUUGCAGCGCUCACCUCGCCUGGUAGGCUUUCCAGCUCUGAGGCCAAUCUCUUCUCUCCCCUGCCCUCCCUUUCCAGUUUUUCCUCCUCAGUGGAGAAAUCCAGGAUUGUGCCAUAGCUGUUAUUGAUCUGCAGCAGCACCAUGCUCCUUUGAAACAAAGACACGAAGCACUGAAGACAGCUGCUGUUUUUGGGAGACAGUGUAAACCCAGAGGUUUUGUGCCUCCAGAUAAUGUGACAAAAUACAUAAUGACACAACUAAUGGCACAAAUCCAACGCGUCCUUAUUUUGGGGGUGGCCACAUUUAGCUUCCAAACUGAUAAGCACUCAGUCAUUCAAGUUUCGUAAUAAAGGGAACAAUGAUUAAGCAAGAUCCAAUUUUCUGUGCUUAUCAGAAAUCUUUUCCUUAAGUCCUAAGCAGGCUUCUUGAGCAAGCAAAGCCACUUUCCAUUUCUCCCAAACUAAAGUUCUUGCCUCUCAUGAUAAUAUAGUUCAGCUUAGCAUAUGAAGUUGUCUGUACAUGAAGAUAAUUGAAUGAGACACCUAUUCUGGGCGGACUUGCCUUCAGAGGUUAGAUGGUGGCAACAACCAGACAGAGGCAGGCCUUCUCCAUGAUGCAACCCUGAUUAAAACUCCCUCCUAUACUCUUUUUUAAAACAAAAAAAUCUUUGAGGUGCAAAAAAAAAAAUGUAUACUUUUGGCAACCAAUGGCACCAUCUCUCUAGCUCUUUUAAUGUCGUCGCUGCUAUUGUCUUAUUGUAUUAUAUUAUUAAUUUAUGUAAUUUUGUUGUAAAUUGUCACCAUGAAGUCCUUCUAUGGUAGAAGAGUUGUAAAUAAAUAAAUUAAAUAAAUAAAUUAAAUAAAUAUAAGUAGCCUGCAAACGUGAAUGUAUGCUGUUUUGAAAUUGAUGGAAGAAACAACUUCAGAGAUGGGCAUGGUGUGAAAUGACUGGGGAGACAUGCACGUCAACAACGGACGUUUGAUGUGACUGGGUACCAUAGUUGCUGCUGUGCGAGAUUUUGAAAGUAGAUAACGAGUGCAAAAUUUAAGACAUCUUUCUACAAAAAGAAAUCAUAGGAAUUCAAACUGUGGUGUGAAAACCUU
Molecule: messenger RNA, 2981 nt
Organism: Zootoca vivipara (common lizard)
Lineage: Eukaryota; Metazoa; Chordata; Lepidosauria; Squamata; Lacertidae
Product: acyl-CoA (8-3)-desaturase
Biological process (GO): lipid metabolic process
Cellular component (GO): membrane
Molecular function (GO): oxidoreductase activity, acting on paired donors, with oxidation of a pair of donors resulting in the reduction of molecular oxygen to two molecules of water
Source: RefSeq, a predicted model, not a curated record